CAACCGUCCCUCUGGAAUUCAUCAACACGAGCAGCUAAAAAGUUUCUCACAGAACGACUAUUUUUAAAGCUUCAGAACAGGUCUUAGAUCAAGAGAACACGCCUGCAAAAUGAGUUGCUGCGAGGAGAAAGAAGUUAAAGAGAAAGAAGAGGACAGAGCUUGUCAGACCAAGAUGACCAGACCGGCAUCUUCAGAACCCAGCUGUGUGUCAGUGAACAGUCUUCAGUCCAUGAGAGACUUUCCCUCAUUUAGUGAUGAAGCAGUGACCUCUGACCCCAGUAUCACCAGAAUGAAGAGACAUACAAUAGCAUCUUCAGAACCCAGCUGUGUGUCUAUAAAGAGUCAUCAGUCCAUGAGAGACUGUCCUUCAUUCAGUGAUGGAGCAGUGACCUCUGACCCCAGUAUCACAAGAAUGAAGAGACACAAAGCAGCAUCUUCAGAACCCAGCUGUGUGUCAAUGAAGAGUCAUCAGUCCAUGAUUGAACCUCUACAACUCACUGAUGGAAGAUUGACCUCUGACCCCAGCCGUGAGAAAGAACAGUCUAGUCUGAGCUGGACUGCUUCCUACUGUCAGACACCCAUCAACAAGACAGCAUUAGACCUACAGACGCUCACUCUGGACACGGAGAAGCUUCAAGACCUGAAGAGAGUGAAAGACAAACACAAAAGCAUCAUGAAGAACAAGUAUGAGAGUUUAUUUGAGGGAAUCACAGCACAAGAGAAUCAAACGCUCCUGAAGAGAAUUUACACACAGCUGUAUAUCAUAGAGGGAGAGAGUGAAGGAGUGAAUGAAGAACAUGAGGUUUUACACAUGGAGACAAAGCCCAGAAGAACACAAGACUUACAAGACACUCCAAUCUACUGCAAUGACAUCUUUAAAGCUCAAUCACAUCAAAGAGACAAAAUCAAGGGUGUUCUUACUAAAGGCAUCGCUGGAAUUGGAAAAACAGUCUCUGUGCACAAGUUCAUUCUGGAUUGGGCCGAGGGAACAGCCAAUCAGGACGUAGAUUUCAUGUUCCUGCUUCCGUUUCGAGAGCUGAACUUGAUUCGAGAGCAUCGCUACAGUCUUCACAAACUUCUGCUGGACUUUCAUCCUGAACUUCAAGAUGUGGACUCAAAGAUUUAUGAGGAGUGUAAAGUUGUGUUCAUCUUUGAUGGUCUGGAUGAAAGCAGAAUGACUCUGAUGUUUUCAGACAGUGAGAAAGUUUCUGAUGUGACUGACACUUCAUCAGUGGCUGUGUUGAUGUCAAACCUCAUGAAAGGAGAUCUGCUUCCCUCUGCUCUCAUCUGGAUCACCUCCAGACCAGCAGCAGCCAAUCAGAUCCCCUCCAAAUACAUCACGCGUGUGACAGAAAUCCAGGGAUUCAAUGACACUCAGAAGGAGGAAUAUUUCAGGAAGAGAAUCAGCGACGAGCAUCAAGCCAGCAGAAUCAUGUCACACAUUAGAAGAGCGAGAAGCCUCCACAUCAUGUGUCACAUACCAGUCUUCUGUUGGAUCUCAUCCACUGUGCUUCAGAAGAUCCUGACACAAGAUCACAGUGAAGAAAUCCCCAAAACUCUGAGUGAAAUGUACAUCCACUUCCUGCUGAUUCAGAUGAAGAUGAAGAAUGAGAAGUAUGAUCCAGAGAGAGAUCCAGAGAUCAACAGAGAAGUGAUUGUGAAACUGGCUGAAGUGGCUUUCAAACAGCUGAUGAAGGGCAAUGUGAUGUUCUAUGAGGAGGAUCUGAGAGAGUGUGGGAUAGACAUCACUGACGCCUCGCUGUAUUCUGGCAUCUGUACUGAGAUCUUUAAGGAGGAAUCUAUCAGUCAUCAGAGGAAGAUCUACAGCUUCAUACAUCUCAGUCUUCAGGAGUUCCUCGCUGCGUUCUACGUGUUUCACUAUUAUGUCAGUAAAACUAUGGAGGGACUGAAGGAUUUUGCUUCAGUGCAGAAAUUGCUUAAAGGUGCAGUAGAUAAAGCUCUUGAGAGUGAAACUGGUCAUCUGGAUCUUUUCUUGAGAUUUCUGUUGGGCAUCUCACUGGAGUCCAAUCAGAGACUCUUACAGGAUCUACUGACACACACACUGGAAUCAUCACAAGCCAUCAAGAAAACCACACAGUACAUCAAAGAUCAAAUCAAGGGUCAUGAUGGUCUGUCAGCUGAAAGAUCCAUCAAUCUGUUCUUGUGUCUGUCUGAAGUGAAUGAUCAGACUCUGUACAGAGAGAUUGAAGAGUUUGUGAGAUCAGACAAACACUCAGAGAAGAAACUCUCUGCUGCUCACUGUUCAGCAAUAGUCUACAUGCUUCAGAUGUCAGAGGAGGUGAUGGAUGAGUUUGAUCUGAAGAAAUACAACACAACACAGGAGGGCAGAAGAAGACUCACACCAGCUGUCAACAACUGCACAAGAGCUCUACUUACUGACUGUAAUCUCACAGUUGAGUCGUGUAAAAUCAUCUCUUCAGCUCUUCAAUCUUCAGAUUCUCCUCUGAGAGAGCUUGAUGUGAGUAACAAUGAUCUUCAGGAUUCAGGAGUGAAGCUGAUCUCUGAUGCUCUCAAGAACACAAACUGUCAACUUCAGAUACUGAGGUUGUCAGGUUGUAUGGUGACAGAUGAAGGAUGUUGUUAUUUGGCUUCAGCUCUGAGUUCAAACCCGUCACACCUGAGAGAACUCGACCUGAGCUACAAUCACCCACAACACUCAACACUUCAGCUGCUCGCUUAUCAAGAUGAUCCAAACUACACACUCAACAAACUCAAUUUGGAUCAUGGAGGACAGUUAUGGAUCAUACCAGGAUUGAUUAAAUAUGCCUGUGAUGUCACACUGGAUCCAAACACAGCAAACAUUCGCAUGGUUCUGUCUGACGGGAACAGAAAGGUGACGUAUGUGAAAGAUCCUCAGCCGUAUCCUGAUCAUCCAGACAGAUUUAAGGACUACGAGCAGGUUCUGUCUAAAGAGAGUUUCACUGGACGCUGUUACUGGGAGGCUGAAUGGACCGGAUGGAGUUUUAUAGGGAUGACUUAUAAAGGAAUCAGUAGGGAUGGAGAUCACACUUGCUUUGGAUACAAUGACGUGUCAUGGUUUAUGUACUGUGUUCCUGAACGAUACAGCGCAUGGCACGAUAGUAAGAACAGAGACAUACCUGCUCUUGCACCUCCAUCUAAUAGAGUAGGAGUGUAUCUGGACUAUCCGGCCGGCAUUCUGUCCUUCUACAGCGUCUCUGACACACACACACUCACACACUUACACACAUUCAACACAACAUUCACUGAGCCUCUGUAUGCUGGAGUUGCUGUUAUGAACUCCUCUGUGUCUCUGUGUCACAUUGAACAAGAGCAUGAAAAUUAACAAGUGAAACAUAAGCAUCAUAAGCAUCAUGAAACUGUAUUUUACAUCACUGCUAUAGUGAACGGAAUUAUCACGGUUAUCGGUAUUAUCUUGCCUUUGUUAAAAUUAUGAAAUAUCCCAAAAGCAUUGAAACCAAGUUUUAUAAUGAUGUGACUUGCUAAACACUUUUUGUUGUCAAAAACAUCAAAUCAAUAAUAUAAUAUUAAUUCUGGCACAAUGGGAUCAUUGUGUAACAGUUUCUAUUUUACAGGUUGAACACAACCUUAAGUAAUUCAGACAUUCAUUUAAACACAUGACAAAUCAGAGUCAUUUAUUAUUAGGAAAAGUAAUAAAAACACGUUCAAAAUGCAGUUAUAAUGCAUAAGCCCCAAACUGCACCCAAACAGAUACUAAGAUGACAGAAUCCAGCUUCCUCUGCUUCUAAAUUCGGCUUUGAAAAUUAAUUUAAUAAAUCAUUUAAAAAAUACAAUGCGGUUAAAUAAACUUGAUCACUUGGCAACCUUUAAAUGAAGGCUGUAUAUAAACCCCCCGUGAUGUGUAUGAGUAUGUUUCAAUGCCGCUACCGACCUCAACCGAUGAGACCCAAAUCUAACUUCAGCAUUAAGAUAUGAUUGCUUUUACUCAACGAAGCAUGCAAAACAAUAUAAACAUGAUGAUCACAUACCAAUUUAUGAGAUUUUUUAUGUUCCUUACAUUAUUACGUGCCCUCAGCUUUUUUUAACAGGUUUUUGCGUUCGCUCUGUCUAAGUUUAAAAUGCUAUUGUUUCGCUACACUUUUACUUCGCUAAAUGUUUACUAACAUUUUCGAUUAAGAAAUAUGAAAAGUCCAAACCUUAUAAUAUCAGGUGCUUUUUGUGUUGCAUUCGGUUUGCACAGUUACAGCUGCAGGAAUUUAUAGACCGUUUCAUAACUAUGAAAGCCAUAACCCUACUGUAAUCUCACACUGUGGUGCCACACAACAUCCCUACAUUUAAGAAAAAGUUCACCUUCCAAAUGAAAAUUCUGUCAUUCUUGUCAUUUCAAACCUGUAUAACUUUCUUUCUUCCACAGAACACAAAAAAAGACAUUUUGAAGAUUGUUGCUAAUACUACCUAUUCACUUGCAUUGGUUUUGUGUCCAUACGGUAGAAGUGAAUGGAGGGCUGCCUGAUCUGUUACCAACAUUUUUUUAAAAUCUUAUUUUGUGUUCUGCAAAAGGUUUGAAAUGACAAGAGGGUGUGUAAAUGAAGACAGAAAGUUUGUUUUGAAGGUGAAGUACUUAUUUAAUAGUACAACAAACUCAAAGGUACUUCAGUUACAGCUUUCCUGUAGCUCAGUGGUUAGAGCAUGGUGCUAGCAACGGUCAUGGGUUCAAUUGCAGGGGAUGGCACAUAGUCAGAAAGUAAAUGUAUAAUAAAUGGAUGAAAGCG
This is a messenger RNA of Triplophysa dalaica, 4733 nucleotides long. RefSeq names its product NACHT, LRR and PYD domains-containing protein 3-like. The transcript has 9 exons. Gene Ontology annotation, molecular function: protein binding. NCBI's taxonomy places the organism in Eukaryota, Metazoa, Chordata, Actinopteri, Cypriniformes, Nemacheilidae. Bases 110 to 3325 code for a protein of 1071 amino acids. The record is from RefSeq and is a predicted model, not a curated record.